AUGGUGAUUGGUAACAGCAGUUCCCGGGAACCUAUUACAGCAGAUGAUCUCGGUGUUGGAGGAGCCUUGACUGUUCUGAUGAAAGACGCUAUUCACCCUACACUCAUGCAAACGCUUGCAGGAACACCUGUCCUGGUUCAUGCUGGUCCUUUUGCAAACAUAGCUCAUGGAAACUCAUCUAUCGUUGCGGAUAAAAUAGCUUUGAAUCUAGUGGGACCGGGUGGGUUCGUGAUAACCGAAGCUGGUUUUGGUUUUGACAUUAUAACAGAGAAUUUCAUGAACGUUAAGUGCCGUUACAGCGGGCUAAAGCCUCAGUAUGCGGUUGUUGUGGCGAAUAUUAGGGCCUUGAAAAUGCUUGGUGGUGGGCCUGAUGUUGUUGCCGGAAGGCCUCUUGAUCACGCGUAUGUAAGCGAGAACGUUUCCUUGGUGGAAGCUGGUUGUGUGAAUCUUGCGAAGCAUAUAUCAAACGUAAAGGCGUAUGGUGUUAACGUGGUUGUUGCUGUGAAUAUGUUCUCAACGGACACUGAAGCAGAACUAAAUGCAGUAAGGAAGAUUUCGUUGGAUGCUGGUGCUUUUGAUGCUGUGGAUCUUGGCAUUGCGGUUGAAAAAGCUUGUCAAAACAUUACACAACCUCUUAAGUUUUUCUACCCAUUGGACAUUAGCAUCAAAGAUAAAAUUGAGGCCAUUGCCAAGUCCUACGGAGCCAGUGGUGUUGAGUACUCAAACCAGGCUGAGAAACAGAUUGAGAUGUACACUCAACAAGGUUUCUCCAACCUUCCUAUAUGCAUGUCGAAAACACAGUACUCUUUCUCUCAUGAUGAAUCGAAGGAAGGAGCACCUUCGGGGUUUGUGUUGCCGAUAAGAGAUGUAAGAGCAAGUAUUGGAGCUGGGUUCAUAUAUCCCUUGGUUGGUACAAUGAGUACAAUGCCUGGACUUCCGACAAGACCUUGCUUCUAUGAAAUCGACAUUGACACUUUCACUGGAAAAGUUCGUGGUCUUUCUUAA
This is a messenger RNA of Eruca vesicaria subsp. sativa (arugula), 1005 nucleotides long. The record is from the annotation of a GenBank genome assembly. NCBI's taxonomy places the organism in Eukaryota, Viridiplantae, Streptophyta, Magnoliopsida, Brassicales, Brassicaceae.